GAGCAUCAAACUCCACAUUCUCUCUCAACCCCUGCAAACCCACACGUUCACCCCCUCCACAACCAUCCCCACCCCACGUUUCCAUCUCCAGCGCAACUCUCCAACCAACCGUCCGAUCUCCGCCGCGUAUCCGGGUUCCAGCGUACCCCUCUUCAACCUAGUGGGCCCCACCAACCUCCCUCACCUCCUCUUACGCGUCCUCCGCCAGGUACGUGAUCUCCGUGGUGGAACCCAUCAUCGCGUGGCCCACCCCGCCGGAAUACGGCCGGAAAGACGACCGGGAGAUGUCCAGCUUCUUGCCGGCGAUCCGCACCCCUUCCAUCUCGACCGUGUACGCGGUCCUUUCCCCCCACUCGAAUCCUCUCCAUCUAAUCUCUACCUUCUCCACCGCCUCCUCAUCUCCACCACCCAUCAGUGGGCCCCACCAGGACCCCAUCAUCACAAACCUCUCCCAAGCCAUCAAGAACUCCCAUCAAACCCCACUCCACUCCUCCCUCAAAACCCUCAUCCCUUCCCUCACCCCUUCCCACAUCACCUCCCUCAUCACCCAAAACCCUCAUUCCCUCCCCCCUUCUUCCCUCCUCUCCUUCUUCAAAUGGGCCUCUUCCCACCCCAGCUUCCGCCUCACCGUCCAUUCCUACUCCACCAUGGCCCACUUCCUCUGCUCUCACAACCUCCUUUCAGAUGCCCACUCCCUCCUCAAACUUGUCGUCUCCCGAAAAGGAAAGGACUCUGCCGCCUCCCUCUUCGCCUCCGUCCUCCAAACCAAAGGCCCCCACCAGCCCAAUUCAGCGUUCGUUGCACUGAUGAACGCUUACACCGAUUCGGGUUUUGUUUCCGAUGCAAUUCAGUGUUUUAGAUUGGCCAGGAGGCAUGGUUUCGGCAUCCCAUUCCAUUCGUGUAGUUAUCUCCUCGAUUGUUUGAUGAAGUCGAAUUCGCCUGCGGCUGCCUGGGCCUUUUAUUCAGAGAUUUUGGAUAAUGGGUUCCCGCCGAAUGUGUACACUUUCAAUAUCUUGAUGCAUUUGUUCUGUAAAGAAGGUAGAAUUAAGGAGGCCCGGUUGAUCUUCGAUGAGAUUCAGAGGCGGGGAUUGAGACAGACGGUCGUUAGUUUUAAUACAUUGAUUAAUGGUUAUUGUAAGUCAGGGAAUUUGGAAGCGGGGUUUGCGUUGAAACAGUUGAUGUUGGCGGAAGCGGGAAUUCUGCCUGAUGUGUUUACCUAUAGUGUUUUAAUUAAUGGGUUGUGUAAAGAAACUCGGUUGGAGGAUGCAGAUGAGUUGUUUGAGGAAAUGUGUAAAAGAGGGUUGGUUCCGAACAAUGUUACAUUCACUACAUUGAUUGAUGGCCACUGCAAGGAAGGGAAGGUUAGUGCCGCAUUGGAGAUUUAUCGUGAAAUGUUGAGGAAAGGAGUGAAACCGGAUUUGAUUACUUAUAAUACGAUUGUCAAUGGUCUUUGCAAGAUUGGUGAUUUGAAGGAGGCAAGGGGGAUUUUUGAUGAGAUGAGACGGCGGGGAUUGAGACCGGAUAAGAUAACAUACACUACGCUCAUUGACGGGUGUUGUAAGGAGGGAGAUGUGGGAGCUGCAAUUGAGGUUAGGAAGGAGAUGAUCGAGGAAGGGAUCCAGCUGGAUGAUGUGACUUAUACAGCGCUUGUUUCGGGGCUGUGCAGGGAUGGUAGGGUGAGUGACGCUGAGAGCACAUUGCAAGAGAUGUUAAGAGCCAGAAUGACACCGGAUGAAGCAACUUAUACUAUGGUUAUUGACGGGUAUUGUCGGAAGGGGGAUGUUAAGAUGGGUUUUAGAUUACUCAAGGAAAUGCAGAGUAAUGGUCUUCAACCGGGGGUUGUGACGUAUAACGUGCUUAUGAAUGCGUUGUGUAAGCUGGGACAGAUGAAGAAUGCGAAAGUGCUGUUGAAUGCAAUGCUUAAUUUGGGGGUUGUGCCGGAUGAUGUUACCUACAAUAUUCUUUUGGAAGGGUAUUGUAAGCAUGGAGAUGUGGAGGAUCUUGAUAAGCUACGCGGUGAGAAGGGGUUGGUUUCUGAUUACGCCACUUACACUUCUCUGAUCAGCGAAUUCAGUAAAAAGUCGAAGAGUCGUCAAGUUCGGUGAUCGAUAGAUGAAUUUGCUCAACUCUCACUUCAUGUGGAUAUGUAUCAAAUUCCUGAGCAUUUGCUUCAUGUGCAAAGGAGAAGAACAAACGGUGCAUCACCUCGUAUUCAUCGCCAGCUAAGUGAGAAGCAUUUGGAGCACCCCUCCUAUAUCUUUUGGGUAUUGAAUGGGUUUUUCCAAAAUGGUUUUGUGGAAGUUUUCAAGAAGCUGGGGGCAAGCCAUUCAAGGAAAGACAGAGAAUUCUUUGGUGUGUGCUUCUCUAUGAUUUAUGUUGGGUAGGGCUGCAACUUAGGUUCAAGCUGAACCCGAUUGAACCAACCUGAGUUAUGGUCCGGUUUGGGUUGUCAAGGUCUUCACAUUGGGUUUGGAUUGGCCAACUUAAUUUGAAUUUUGGUCAGAGUUUGGAUUGAGCAAAUUCUGGUGGGUUAGGUUGGGUUGUGAAUAAUCACAUAUAUCAGGUAUACAGGACCUUGGGUUGGCCAGCUCGAGUUGGAAUUCGGGUCAGGUUGUGAGUUGAGCCCUAUUGUGGUUUUGUUGGGCUCAGGUUGACCUUCAAUCUGAUCCACCCUGGCUUAGUUGCCCCCUUAAUGUUGGGAGAUCUGGAAGGUAAGGAACAGCUCCAUUUCCACCUGAAGCGUGCUUGUGUGCAAAAGAUCAUUGAAGAGAUUAGUCAGAAAUAUAGAGAGAUAUUGGGUAUUGGAUUUACUAGGCCAUUGGGACAUGGUAUUCAAUGGCCGCCUGAUGAGGGAGAACCAUUACUUGUUAGGUGAAGCUGCAGAAGUAGGUUUAGCAGCUGAAUUUUGACAGAUCUUCAAUUAGAAACCCCACAAGAUGCAGUGUUGGUACGGGAGAUGAUACGGGUGUUGUCAAUGUAUGCUUCUCAGGGUCAGCUGGUUGGUGAAAAGCUUGCGAGGCCUAAAUGGAAGCCCGUAGUGAAGUCUUGCGUAUUUCGUCAAGUAGCAGUAGUCUGUCGACAAGAAUUUGCAAAAUGGCAUCGUGUUCGCAAACUAGCACUUUCCUGACGCUUAGGAUUUGAACUUUCAUGUUUAGGGAGAUUUGUUGCCUUCCCUAGUUAAAUAUCUGGUUCCCGCCGUUGUUAGUAGAGAGACAUAUCUUAGCCAAUGUCCUAGUUGAAGAUGAUGUUUGCCCCAACGUAAGUAUGAUGGGAAAUUUGUUAUUGUUAUGAACUUUCUAAUAAUUUUUCCUCUCUCAACAAUAAGGACUCUUGGAGAUUGGUUGA
Magnolia sinica is the source of this 3345-nucleotide messenger RNA. Its product is annotated as putative pentatricopeptide repeat-containing protein At1g09680. The transcript has a single exon. The record is from RefSeq and is a predicted model, not a curated record. NCBI's taxonomy places the organism in Eukaryota, Viridiplantae, Streptophyta, Magnoliopsida, Magnoliales, Magnoliaceae. Gene Ontology annotation, cellular component: chloroplast. Gene Ontology annotation, molecular function: protein binding. Bases 285 to 2105 code for a protein of 606 amino acids.